This is a messenger RNA of Clarias gariepinus (North African catfish), 1643 nucleotides long. It is a transcript of the gene mthfsd, whose product is annotated as methenyltetrahydrofolate synthetase domain containing. Gene Ontology annotation, molecular function: RNA binding. The transcript is spliced from 9 exons. Gene Ontology annotation, cellular component: cytoplasm. Bases 107 to 1498 code for a protein of 463 amino acids. NCBI's taxonomy places the organism in Eukaryota, Metazoa, Chordata, Actinopteri, Siluriformes, Clariidae. The record is from RefSeq and is a predicted model, not a curated record.
GAUGCCAGGCGGCAGCUGUUGUUGUCAGUGUGAGGUUUCGGUUAUGAACCAGUGCGUGCUGCGUUCACUGUCACCGCAAUUUAAAUCGUUUCAAACUCCAUAAACUAUGAAAAGCGCUGUAAUUAUUCCUAAAGAUGCAACUAAAUGGGACAUUCGCCAUAAAGUUUGGGAUCACAUGGAGAGUAAGGAGCUGGCGAGUUUCCCCCGACCUGUGCACCACAGAAUCCCAAACUUCAAGACUGCAGAAGCAGCUUGUGACAGGCUUCCUGUCCUGCAGGAGUUCCGGUCCAGCAGCUUUGUCAAAGGAGCUCAGGGGGCGUGCGGGAAGCUGGUGGACUUUGAGUUUUUCAGCAAAUGCAGUAAGGUCAAAGUGGAUCCUGAUAAACCCCUGGAAGGGGCUCGAUUAGCAGCACUGCAGGCCGGAAAAACCCUGCUGGUCCCGACUCCUCGGCUGCGAACAGGACUGUUUAACCGUAUCGUUCCUCCACAACGAGCCACCAAGGAGGAUCUGCGAGUCUGCUCUACAUCUCGGGGUGUGAAGGAGUUCAGUGUCCCAGUGGGUUUAAACUCAAGAGUUCACGUGGACCUGGUAGUGGUCGGAUCUGUGGCUGUAUCUGAGAAAGGUUACAGAAUUGGGAAAGGCGAAGGAUUUGCAGACAUGGAAUAUGCCAUGAUGGUCUCAAUGGGAGCAGUGAAUGAAUCCACAGUGGUUGUGACUAUUGUUCAUGACUGCCAGGUUGUGGACAUUCCUGAGGGACUGACCGAGAGUCACGACAUCACCGUGGACUACAUCCUCACGCCGAGCAGGAUCAUCAAGACUGAGUGUAAGAUCCCCAAACCACAGGGCAUCAUUUGGUCAAAGCUAGAUGCUGAAAUGCUGGAGAAAAUUCCCAUCCUGAAAAAACUGCGAGCCUUGGAGCAGAACUCUGGAAAGGACGUCACCUUGAAAACUGGAAGUGUUAAGACAAGGCAGGAGCAUAAACCUGAGCCCAAGCUCAGUCCUGAUCCAAAACAUGAUCUGGGACUUGAUCCUAAAAUCCCAUGUCAAGAUCAUACACUUGCUCAUAUGGGCUCAGGUCAAGAAGCUGACGUAACGCGCGAAUGCUCUCAGCCUCCUGUAAACACACUUUAUUUAGGCGGCCUCCCGGCUGGACUGCGUGUUAGCGUGCUGAAGGUUUUCCUGAGAGAUCGGGAUGCUGUACCUGUUAGGCUGACCUGGCAGGGGGCUCAGCACAGGGCUUUCCUCGAGUACGCUGACGAGCGCGCCUCCAAUCAGGCCCUGGAUGCUCUGCAAGGUCUCAGCAUUAAUGGCCACACGCUGCAUGUAGAGCGAGCAAAAAGCCAAAAAAGCUUCCAUAAACCUGGUGCUGUUAAAGACUCGACACAAACAAAUCAAAAGGAACGUCUCAGACUGCAAGGUUUACCGCAAGCACCAUCAGCGCCAGUGUCCCAGAGGAGAGGGUGGAGGAAACAUCCAGGAAAGGUGACAGAGGCAUGAAAUUUCAUUGAGAUCCAUGAUUUGAUAAAAGAAUUGUUCCUGGAAACAUUAUCAACCUUAUCAUGGUUAAACAAUGCUUACUAAGUAUUUAUGUUGUAAAUAAAAAAUUUCACUUUUCUGGAUCUGUAAUAAUUGAAUUUCAUUG